AUGACGACUACACAAACUUCGGCAUCUAUAGCUGACCGCUACAGCAACCGCAUAGUUCUCACAACCUAUCCCUGUCAAAGCGUCGCGAAUCCAAUUCCACUGGAAUGGGGUGCAUCCACCCCUGAGGAACGAGGACCCGUCAUUGUGUCUAGAUCAAAGAACACGCUCAGCAAGCGCAACGCAAUCGGCGCCCAUGGUGGCAGCUAUGCAAUCUACACGGCACUCGCCAUUGCCUCCGGGCAGCUAGAUGCCGACUUCCGGCCUAACUUUUUGAACACCCAGCCGACUUUUGACUUUCCUGUCCAGCCAGCAUGGAGCGACAAGAAGAAAAUCGUAUCGAUGGACCCGUUUGGCCAUGAUAUCGUGAAAUACUACGGUCGCUACCUGGAGGACGGAAUCGAUGUGCGCCCUACGAUAGCGGUGACGAGAGCAACCAUGCGUGUCUCUGAAAUCACCGAAGCAAUUAAGAUUGGACGUCUUCCGAUCGAUGAACAUAUCGUUCUGAACAAGUUGGGGGAUGUCAGGGUUACCAAGGUGGCGGUCGAGCCAGUCUGGUAUCUUCCUGGCGUCGCUGAGCGCUUCGGGGUAGAUGAGACCCUUCUCCGCAGGGCGUUGUUCGAGCAUACCGGUGGCAAUUAUCCAGAGCUGAUUACCCGGCCGGAUAUGAAGGUUUUCCUUCCACCUAUUGGCGGUCUCACGGUGUACAUUUUUGGCCCUCCCGAGCGCGUGUCAGAUCCCAACAUCCGCCUUGCAUUGCGAAUCCACGACGAAUGCAACGGUUCUGAUGUCUUCCAAUCAGAUAUCUGUACCUGCCGUCCAUACUUGGCGUUCGGUAUCGAGGAAGCCAUUAAAGAGGCGCAGAAUGGAGGCUCCGGGGUCGUGAUCUACUUCCGUAAGGAAGGUCGUGCGCUUGGAGAAGUCGUGAAAUACCUGGUGUAUAACUCGCGGAAGAGAGGUGGCGAUACAGCAGACAAAUACUUCCAGAGGACGGAAAAUAUCGCCGGAACGAAGGAUAUGCGCUUCCAAGCCCUUAUGCCUGAUAUUCUGCAUUGGUUAGGUAUUACCAAGGUGGACCGUAUGCUAUCGAUGUCCAAUAUGAAGCACGAUGCCAUCGUCGAGCAAGGGAUCCCGAUCCAUGAGCGAGUGCCAAUUCCAGACGAUAUGAUACCGGAGGAUUCUCGCGUUGAGAUUGACGCCAAAAUCCACUCUGGUUACUUUACUACAGGAAAGCAGUUGACAGAAGAAGACUUGAAGCAGGUGAAGGGUCGUGGAUGGGAGUCUUGGGAAGAUGUUACGGUGUGUUCCAUUACCCGGAUCUUCAUGCAUCCAAAUGGCUAA
This is a messenger RNA of Aspergillus terreus NIH2624, 1338 nucleotides long. RefSeq lists its product as uncharacterized. The transcript has 4 exons. Lineage: Eukaryota; Fungi; Ascomycota; Eurotiomycetes; Eurotiales; Aspergillaceae. Gene Ontology annotation, biological process: riboflavin biosynthetic process. The record is from RefSeq and is a predicted model, not a curated record. The coding region runs from base 1 to 1338 and encodes 445 amino acids. Gene Ontology annotation, molecular function: GTP cyclohydrolase II activity.